GUUCGAACGAUGAUCAGCUUCAUUCGCAUUUGGCUUCGUCCUCAACUCCGCAUCGUCGUCGUCAAAGUAAUGUAAUAACACAGGCCGAUCACGAGCCGUGUCUAGGUGAAGCUAGCGCGUGUGCUCGCUAGCCGGUGGAGAGCUUUCCAACGCUUGAACUUUGAAACAAGGCCAAGCGGUUUUGCGUCAGCCGGUUGAUCUUCAGAGGUAGAGGACCAGGAGGCUUUUAUUUUCUCAAGUCGCAGCCAAAGAUGAUAACGACUGAUCACGCGAACGAGCGUGGAUCUUUUCUAUUUUUCUUUUAUCCCGGUGAAUCUGAACUCGCACUCUCAGAAAAGCAAUCGUAUCGAUAAAUUUUCCAAUUGGCAUUCCACUCUCGUCGAAUUCGAACCUUCUACUUUAGGCGCAACUUCUAUUUGAGAGCAAUCUCUUUGCGAGGAAUUUGUUUCUUUUCUUUACAUCGGUGAACUUGCUGGACGCCAGGCCUUGGUUUUAUCGCCAGAAGAGAGAAAAUUCUACAAUCACGCACGUGUAUCGUGCGCUGCACGAUAUCAGAUGCGUCACUCUCUAACCGUGUGCAGCGUGGAAAACACUCACUGCGUCACAGAGAAUAGUGACCCUUUCUUUCUGCGAAGUUUUAAAUCGAAAUGGAAAUUUACUUCGGUGUGAACGGCCUUAAUGUAAAUUCUCUCCCGGGGUUACCAUUGUGCUGUUUCGUUAUCAUACAUCGUUCAUUUUACGAAUAUUAUUAUACGUUUCGUAUAAAACACUUUGGGAUUUCGUUAGAACGAAUGGAAAUGCAAUUAUCGCGAUUACAUUGCUAAAAUUUGAAUAUAUAUAGGAUCUACGCAACGUGAAUAUUUAAUUAUUCAAAAAGUUCGUAUGAAUUUCCACCAAAUAAUAAAGUGUUAGUUGAAUAAAUUCGGUUCUUGGCAAGAAAGCAAUAGAAACGUCGAAAGGUUCUCUUCACUGAAACAUCUUAGCUAGAGUGUUCUUCUUUGCAUCUCUCUCAUUCAAAAAACGAAAACAAUCUGUUAUUUAUUGUACUAUACUGUAUUGUACUACAUCAUUAUCUAUCGUACAAUCUAUUAUUUAUUGUAAUACGUAAAAACAUAAGAAUCGUAUAAAAAAAUGCAUUAUUCAAAAGAGACGAAAGAGAAGUGCAACUAUAAGAUUUCGAUUAAACCUUCCUCAACCUUCGUUGCCUCGAGUAUUUUCAAAUUUUCCAAUGUAAUCGUAAUAUUUUGACAUUGUUACAAUACUAAUUCAAGUUCAAGAAAUAUUCCCUGCAACACGUAAAAGGCCUCGUACAGGUAUUAAAGUACUCGAUUGUGCCAUGCAAGUACAAUUGAAGAUGACAGAAGGUAUCAAAAGUCGCACGUUAACAAAGAAGCAGGUCGCAGUGACAAACUUGCAACCCCCUUGUGUCGCCCACGACGCAAGAACAAUCGAGCGAAACGGCCGGAAUUGCCGAGAUAAAAGAAGGAACGUAAGUUCGGGUCAAGGUCUUCGACAUUCAACGCAUAGUGGUCGCCAGCACAAAGCGGGUUUCCUUAAACACGCGCGUCUGGUGGCAGGCCACCGAGAAACUUUUUCACGCUUGACGAUCGGCUGAUAACCCUCUAUAUAGCUACCGAUUGAAAGAUAAAUUUUUCUCUCCUUUUCUUUUUUCGAAGGUUCGUUUCGAUUACGUUCUUCGAUCAAUUAAUGGGUCAAUCGAUAUCUAAUAAAGCAGAAGAGAAGAAUGAAGGAAGGAGAAACAAAGUUGAUAAGAUACGAGUAAAGAGAAAAUACAAAAAAAAAAAAAUCAUUAAUUGUAUCGGGGUAACGAUUUGAAAACCGGAUGUCCGAUGUGACAGCAACUGCGCGAGAAUCGAAAGGAGAGAGUCGGAAAAAUCAAGGGUUGGAAACUGGCGUGAACCUUUAGCGAGGGAUUCGAGAUACGUCCAACUUCAAUUGGAUUACAAUUUUGUCUAAUAUGGAAUUUUCAAAAAGUGUAAAGCAACUCGCAACAUCUUUUUUUUCUAAAUAUUCUCUUCUUCUGAAAAGUCUGAAGAGUCUAUCGUCUCGUGAAAUUAAAUCUCUCUAUCAAAGAUCUCGAAUUGUAACGUAUGGGAUUUCAAACAGCGAUUUAUAAAUUUUUGAAAAAUUGUUUUCCUCCAAGAAAAGAAUCCUUCUGUCGCGCAAUUACAUAAUUUUGUAAAAUCUGCACGCUCUUUCUACUUAAUCUACUGUAAACAAUAUCCUUCGUUCAGAAAAAAAUUUCCAACUGUUCGAGUUUCAAAGACACUGAAAACAAUUUAGAAUUCUCAAUAAACUCUCCCAGUCUAGUCUUCCAUCGUUUAAUUACACAAUUCUGUAAAAUCUGCUUUCUUACUUCAGCUGCUACCGAUCACCCUCACUGGCCAAAAGUCCCCAAUUUGCAAACGAUCGUGCUCCAAAGGAACUCGAACCACUUGUUUGAAAUCUGAAUCGCGUGGAACGAAUAAACCAAGCGGCCAUCGCUAGAGCGGCGUGUCCGUACCGGCGGAGUCGGUAGGGUGCGCAAGAGGGUGCAUGUUGCGCGGGCGCACUGUCAGGACUAUCGAUUUCGCGAGCGGAAAGGUGCCAUCACACGGUUGGUCAUCGAUUGGACGUACGUCUAAAAGGAUUGUCGCUGGUGAUCUCCGAAAGACGACAGACGACACUCGACGAAGGAGAAUCUCUCGCCUCGAGGAGCAGAUCGGCAGAUCGUCCAAGGUGGGGCCCCGAAGCCCCGAGGAUCGGUCGGACACACAAGUUCCCCGGACCGUGGAUACUCCGUGCUGAUCGUCGAUUCCCCGUCGAUUCGAUUCGAUUCGAUCCGACGUGUGUCAUCGGGCGAGGGCGAAGAGCGAAGAGUCUGAGGAUAGAGAAGCCAGUCCUCGGCUCCAGUCAUGCAGAACUAUGGACACGAAGACUACGAUUAUGGGGCCGCCGAUGAUGGAUCGCAAGGUACUGGCAGAACGUUGCCGCAGGUGCCAGGCGUUAGGCCCAUGGUCGACCCCCAAGCCCAAGGAGAGGUCGAUCCUAACUUGUAUCCUCAGCCGAAGGAGGCGACGCACAAGAUCCGCGGCAAGAGCGACGUGCUCGAGUACCUGUUCGGUUCUGUCGAUCAGGAAAUGCUCACCGUGAAAAGCUUCUACUUCUUCUUCUACUCGGCCUUUGGCUCUCUCUUCCCCCUGAUGGGUGUCUACUUUAAGCAGAUGGGCAUGAAUGCCGGCCAGUGCGGUCUUUUGAUGGGCCUGAGACCUUUCAUCGAGUUCCUCAGCGCGCCAUUCUGGGGUUCGUUGGCUGACAGGUGGCAGAAGGGCAAGAUGAUCUUUCUCGCCUCGCUCUCUUGCUGGAUCAUCUUCACUCUUCCUCUAGCCUUCAUGCAACCACCGGCCACGUCGUGCCUGGUCAUACGAAACGGCACGGCGUACUUGGAAGCGCCGAAUCCUAAAACGAGGAUAGUCAAACGGUCCGCCACUCUCGACGAUUUUUAUCAUCAGAACGACGAAGAAUGUUUAGAGAUCGCGGACAACGUUGUUUUCGAGAGGCUGCGCAAGGACAGCAAGCUGGAUCCACUGGCGGCUCUCAGUUUGCAAAACAACAGGGGCAGGUUGAACAACAUACGACAGAAUUACGACAACAACAGAGUCCGAAGAGAGGCGCAAGUGGAGACGACCACGACGGAGGACAGCCCCGUUGAAGAUCUCAAGUACAAACAGUUGGUGUUCGAGGAGAACGAUCCCGAAGCUAAAACUAUCGACUUUGAAACCCUGCAAAGGAAAAACCGUCCAGCCGACGUGCUCGAGUACAAGCGUUUUCUCAAUAAUCAACCGUUGGACGAUGGAAGACCACCGAAGAAGGCGUACACGCACACCAAAACCAGGGUGAAACCGCCGCCAACGAAAGUUAUGGUGAAACGUGAUAUCAACGACGAAACUACAAAUGAGAACGAGCAGCUAUCCAAGUUUCGGCGACAAUGGACUACCAUGAAGAUUUUACGGGCGAUAUCAUUGUUAGACGAAGAGGAGGAGGAAGAGGUGAACGAAAGUGAGGACCAAGAUGACGAGGAAGAUGUCGAGGUGCCGUUAGUUAGGAGGAAACGCUAUAUCAGAGUACCUCAUUCCGGCAAGAGUCCUCAUAGCGUCGCCUAUGCUGCGAAUUACAACGAACAGGAGAAUAAGGGUUGGGUAAAACCCCUCUACAGCUCGAUUGUCUAUAGAUUACCGGAUAUCCAGAAAACCUUCUUCCUCUUGUUGCUGCUGGUGAUUGUCGGCGAGUUCUUCUCGGCGCCGGCGAUCACUCUGGCGGACUCGGCUGUCAUUACUUUACUAGGCGAGGACGCGGACAAGUACGGUCAUCAGCGAAUGUUCGGUAGCUUAGGUUGGGGCCUGGCCAUGUUCUUCGUCGGUAUCGCUCUGGAUCAUAGCACCGCGUUCUCCGAGCAUCCGUGCGGCCCAGACGCAAGGGAAAAGAACUAUACGAUGUGCUUCGCGACCUUCAGCGUCCUCAUGGGCGCCGCCCUGAUCACUGCCACGCAGAUCAACUUCAAGUACGACUUCCCGGUCACGGAGCCGGAAGUGGAGAAGCCUCCUGCCGAGCCGACGAGGGAGGAGCAGCUGCAAAGUCAACUGUCUCAGCAGUUGAAUCUACCCAGCCUUCAGGACUCGUCUGCGGCGGUGAAUCUGAAGCCACAACCGCCUGAAGGCAAGACGAAAAUGUUCGCUCAAACGAUGCGAGAGAUCCCGGAAUGGGUGACCGUGUUGAAACAAUUCAAGGACCUCAAAUGCGCGUCGUUCCUCUUCGUCGCGUGGUUCAUGGGUUUCGGUAUCGGGCUGAUUUUCACCUUCCUCUUUUGGCAUCUUCAGGAUUACGGUGGCACGCCGACUUUGUUCGGCGUCGCCUCUGUGAUCAAUCACAUUUCCGAGAUAUUCGCUUACUUCUUCAGCUUUAAACUGAUCCGUCAAAUCGGCCACGUAAAGGUGUUGUGCAUGGGACUGGGCGGGAACGUGUUCCGUUUCCUUUAUAUAUCUUGGCUAACGACUCCGUGGUGGGUGUUGCCGUUCGAGUUCAUUCAGGGAAUAACUCACGCGGCCGUUUGGGCCGCGUGUUGCAGCUACAUCGCGCACAACACGCCUCCGCAAUUGCGCACCAGCGCGCAGGGUGUUCUCCAAGGUAUCCAUCACGGUCUUGGCAGGGGAUGCGGAGCUGUGAUCGGUGGAAUGUUCGUCGACGCUUACGGGACAACUGCGACAUUCCGAGCCUACGGCCUCUUCUGUAUCGUCGUUCUUGGCGCGUUCGUGUUCAUCAACUUCUAUAGAAAGGACACAGGCUUCGUCUCCGAGUUGCCACAGACGGAGGAUCCUCAUCAAGUAGCCGAAGCGACCCACUUGGCACCGCACGGUGUACCUAGCAACGCCAUUCCUCGUGCUCUCAGCUCUACUCGGUUGCACGAGUUGGCUAAUCAGGAUUCGGGUUAUGGUGCUACUUAUCAAGCCGGCGAUAGUCUCAAUGUGCCAGGUGCGAAUGGAGGUCCAAUGAACCCGACGAAUCCAUUUCUGAACACCGGAGGCGGCGGCGGAGGUGGAUAUAAUUACGGUAUGACUGGCAAUGGCGAGGACGAGUAUAUCCGUAGGAGCUUCCAGCUCUACAAUGAGGUGAUCAACAGGGAAUUCGAGCUGGCUAAGCCACCGCCGAUAGUGACCCAUCUACACGCUCAACAACCAUGCACCAAUCCCUUCCAUCAGCACGACUACGAGUGGUAACAGUCCGGGACGUUCGAUCCCACUUGAGGUGAUCAGGAUGCUCAUGGAACGCUGAUCGGUAACCGGCUCGUUCUUUGGAGUACCAAGAACGAUGGACCAGCUU
Frieseomelitta varia is the source of this 5877-nucleotide messenger RNA. It is a transcript of the gene jef, whose product is annotated as major facilitator superfamily domain-containing protein 6. The record is from RefSeq and is a predicted model, not a curated record. The coding region runs from base 2916 to 5774 and encodes 952 amino acids. Gene Ontology annotation, cellular component: membrane. The transcript is spliced from 11 exons. NCBI's taxonomy places the organism in Eukaryota, Metazoa, Arthropoda, Insecta, Hymenoptera, Apidae.